This is a messenger RNA of Peromyscus californicus insignis, 1837 nucleotides long. RefSeq names its product mitochondrial ribosome associated GTPase 2 (gene Mtg2). NCBI's taxonomy places the organism in Eukaryota, Metazoa, Chordata, Mammalia, Rodentia, Cricetidae. The record is from RefSeq and is a predicted model, not a curated record. The coding region runs from base 490 to 1707 and encodes 405 amino acids. The transcript has 8 exons. Gene Ontology annotation, cellular component: mitochondrion. Gene Ontology annotation, molecular function: GTP binding; GTPase activity; magnesium ion binding.
GUUCUUGGCCUUCGCUCUAGUGAGGAUGGCUCGUCCAACCCGAGCGCCAGAAACUUGGUUUCUGAAGAUGUGUUCUUCGCUUAGAUAGAGCGUGGUGGUGCACGCCGGGAAGCUGAGGCCGGAAGAUUUCCAGUUCGAAGCCAGUCUAGGCUACUUAGUGAGACCGUGAACAGAAAACAGUGGCAGGAACUUCCCCUUGCCCAGCUCUUUUGGGAGCACUCCUCGGGUAGAGACUCGCUUGUAAGAUACAGGCGCUGCCUUGUGCUGCCUAACUUCGUCAGUUGACUUAUCCUGAAUCCCAGCCUCUACUGCUUUGUAGGGGCUUUUUUAAAAGUUCAGGUAAAGAAGCGUUCUGCACACUGAGGACCGGUGGAGGUUUUCAUGUGUCUCUGGCCACCUGGCUGGCCUUGAACUUGCUAUGCAGUAGAGGAUGACCUUGAAUUUCCGAUCUUCCUUCUUCUGCUUCCUGGGUACUGAGAGUAAGGGGCCAUGAUACCUACCAGACUUCUUUUGGCAAGGUCCUCCACUGUGUUGGGUGUUUCAAAGUGGGCUCCAUCCACAUGGGCUGCCCUGAAGCCCAGCCAGCUCCAUUCACUGCAGGCAUCAUCUAGAUUGUUCUCUCUGGGCAUUGUAGACCAUGCUAAGCACCAAGAGGCCUCUGGAAAGAAGCUGCUCUCAGAGAAAAAACUGAAAAGACAUUUUGUGGAUCACCGGAGAGUUCUAGUCCGUGGAGGAAAUGGAGGCUCCGGCAUGAGCUGUUUCCACAGUGAACCCCGAAAGGAGUUUGGAGGUCCUGAUGGCGGGGAUGGAGGAAAUGGUGGACACAUCAUUCUGAGAGUUGACCAGCAGGUGAAGUCCUUGUCCGCGGUCUCGUCCCAGUACCAGGGUCUCAGUGGAGAAGAUGGAGGCAGUAAAAACUGCUUUGGGCGAAGUGGGGCCGCCCUCUACGUCCAGGUUCCUGUGGGUACCUUGGUGAAAGAGGGAGGUGAGGUUGUGGCUGACCUAUCUCACCCAGGAGACGAGUACAUUGCUGCACUGGGGGGUGCAGGAGGAAAAGGCAAUCGCUUUUUCCUGGCCAAUGACAACCGUGCCCCUGUAACUUGCACCCCUGGACAACCGGGUCAGGAGCGGGUCCUCUACCUGGAGCUCAAGACAGUGGCCCAUGCUGGGAUGGUUGGCUUCCCCAAUGCUGGGAAAUCUUCUCUCCUUCGAGCCAUUUCAAAUGCAAAACCUGCUGUAGCUUCCUACCCGUUCACCACCUUGAAUCCUCACGUGGGGAUCGUUCACUAUGAAGGCCACCAACAGGUAGCAGUGGCAGACAUCCCAGGCAUCAUCCGAGGCGCACACCAGAACAAGGGCCUGGGGCUCAGCUUCCUCAGGCAUAUUGAACGUUGUCACUUCUUCCUGUUUGUGGUAGAUCUUUCCUUGCCUGAGCCGUGGACUCAGGUUAAUGAUUUAAAAUAUGAACUAGAGAAGUAUGAAGAAGGCCUGUCUGAGAGGUCCCAUGUGAUCAUCGCAAAUAAGAUUGAUCUCCCGCAGGCCAGAGCCCACCUGCCCCAGCUCCAAGCCCGCCUAGGACAGGAAGUCAUCGCCUUGUCAGCACUGACUGGAGAGAACCUGGAGCAGCUGCUUCUGCACCUGAAGGUGCUGCACGAUGCUCACAUGGACACCGAGCUGGAGCAGGGCCGCCAGCCCUUCAGGUGGUAGUGGGCACAGGGCUGCAUGCCCCUGGGCCAGCAUGGGGCAAGGGUGGCCAGCGGUCACCGGAAGCAAACACAAACCUAUUAUCAAGUGUGGGCAGCUUUGAACACCUGAGAGAAAGUACUUGGAAAUACUU